Molecule: messenger RNA, 1467 nt
Organism: Stylonychia lemnae
Lineage: Eukaryota; Ciliophora; Spirotrichea; Sporadotrichida; Oxytrichidae
Source: the annotation of a GenBank genome assembly
AUGGUAGAAACAUCUUCUGUUGCAAAGGAUUUUCCCUACUUUGAAAGUCUCCCAAAUUCCCUUUUUCAGGAUAAUAGAGCAAGAUUCAUCAAGAAUGUGAAAGCUAAGUUAGGAGAGAGUCUAGCACCAAACGGAGUAGCACUUUUCAAGGGUUACACUGAGAUUUUGAAGUACAAUUCUGAUUGUCCUUACCCAUUUGUACAAGAGGGAAACUUCUACUACUUAUUUGGAGUUAAUCUACCUGAUUGCUAUGGAAUAAUUGACUUUAAGAAUGAGGAGGCGACUCUCUUUAUUCCUAAGCUUGAAAAUAUCUACAAAAUAUGGAUGACUGUUCCAACUGUAGAGUUUUGCGAGAAAAGAUUUGAUAUUAAAACUAGAUAUAUUGAAGAUCUCCCUUCAUACCUGGCAGAGAAAUCACCUGAAAAAAUUUAUAUUAACUCAGGAAUAAAUACAGACUCAGGAGUGGCUAAUCUCUUGCCUGAAGAAAAACACUAUCUUGGCUAUGGCUUGGAUAAAGAUUCAAUUUACAAUAUUUUGGCAGAUACUAGAGUGUACAAAUCAGAAGCUGAAAUUGAUGCAUUGAGAUGGGCAACUGUAAUUACAGUUGAAGGGCAUGUCUAAUUCAUGAGAAAAUGCAAGCCAGGUAUGAGAGAGUCUUAGAUUGAGACUUUGUUUAAGUCAUACUGUGAGUAUAACUAUUAUUGCGACAGAAUUUCACCUUACAUUGCAAUUUGCGGGUGUGGCAAUGGAGCAGCAACCUUACAUUACAAUGAUAAUGAUAAGAUCUUAAAGGAUGGAGAGACUAUUCUUUGUGACCUAGCUCAUGCUGUGCACCACUACACUUCAGAUAUUACUUCUUCAUUCCCAGUGAAUGGCAAGUUCACUCAGAAAUAGAGAGAAAUAUAUGAAAUUGUUCUCAAAGCAAGUCGUGAAGUACAGAGCAUAAUGAAACCAGGAGCUUCAUGGGUAGAUAUGCACUUGCUUGCAGAAAGAAUAAUUCUUACAGGACUGAGAGAUCUUGGCUUAGUAUCAGGAGACAUAGAGGAAAUGAUUGAAGGAAGAGUUGGCUAUAUCUUUAUGCCACAUGGUUUGGGCCAUUUGAUUGGGGUAGAAGUUCAUGAAGUCGGAGGAUAUUUGGAAGGUAUUACUCCUGAGAGAAGACAAGGUCCAGGCUUGAAAAAUUUAAGAACUGCAAGAGUACUUGACAAUGGCAUUACCAUAACAGUAGAGCCAGGUCUUUACUUUAGAGAUUUUUUGCUUGAUGGAGAAUUUGGAGAUGACUUAAAGAUAGAUAUCAAAUACCUUAACAGAGAAAAAAUUAGAGAGUAUUAACAAGAGAUAAGUGGAGUCAGAAUAGAGGAUGUAGUAUUAGUGACUCAAGAUGGAAUUGAGAAUUUCAGCUCAGGGCUGCCUAGAACUGUUGAGGAGAUAGAGGCAUGCAUGAGAGGUGAAGAAUGGAGAAAAUGA